This is a messenger RNA of Physcomitrium patens, 1646 nucleotides long. RefSeq lists its product as uncharacterized. Lineage: Eukaryota; Viridiplantae; Streptophyta; Bryopsida; Funariales; Funariaceae. Gene Ontology annotation, molecular function: calcium ion binding. The record is from RefSeq and is a predicted model, not a curated record.
CUAAACAUUCUUCUUUACAAACUUUAUUUAUUUGUUUCAUGAAAAUCCACGUUCCACUAUUUUGAAUAUAGUCUCAUAUUUUAAUUCCCACAAUUAUGAAACCCCUAAAACCUCAAAAAUCUCUAAAACUAUUUUUUUCCAAAACACGUCAGGUGAAAUGAAUGAAAAGCUAGUAGACGAUUACAUCGAAGCGUCACACAUCCAUCCGUGCCGUUCCCACGACGGGGACGUCAAGUUCCCUAGCGGCUAAGUCAACCGGACGAAGGUGCACCGCUCGUUCUACAGAGGAGCACCAAUUUACGGCCAAUACAAUUGUCGGUAGUGUCGGCAGAUCGAAACCGUCUGUCUUCGUAACGCAUGCGACUCUUCCAGGAAAUGGUCGGUGAGACGUUUUGCGCCGACCCAGGACUCCUCGAGAGACUGUUGACCGAUUUGUUAAGAAAAGUCUGAAGCUUACUUGUCCAUUCGGCAAUCAAUCCACCGAGAGUUCCUUCUUCCUUAAGAAAGUAAAGUCGACACUACUCUGUGAAGCAAUUCUCGUGAGGUUGUUUUGAAGUUGGAGUAUCUGUUGGCCUUUUAGUCUUGUGGUUUACAUGUGAAUUUGUGAGACUUCGUGAAAGCUCGUUGGUGAUGACAGUGUGGAACCUUUUUCCGUGCAAGCAGUUUCGGUUUUCCGCUUCUAAGGAGCAGAUCGGCUUCUUACGUUUCUUGAAUUUCGGGACUCGGUCUAGUUUCAUAAACAAAGUCGUUGCGUUUCGUUUCUAGAUGAAGCUCAAACUGGGAAGUCGAAUUUCUCGGAGCAGUUCUCAACGUGGUUGUUUUCAGCGGAUGGACGAUCCUUCUUUCCUUCUGAAGGAGCUCACAGCCAUGUUUAGUGCUAUCGAUGCGGAUGGGAAUGGGAUGAUAUCCAGAUCUGAGAUUGGAGCUGUCCUUCGUUCCCUGGGAACUGACCCAAAAGACUUCAAGGUUGAUGAAGUGAACGAGAGGAUAGGCGGAAGUAAUGGUUGCAUCACCCUUCAACAAUUCAUCAGCUUCAAUGAGGAAAGCACCUACAGCACGUCGAGCUCGUCGGUAAGUGACGCGGACGAAAGCUGUGAUCCUGACUUGGAAGUGUUGAAAUCUGCUUUCGAUGUUUCUGACGUCGACAAGGUCGGCUUCAUUUCCGCCAAAGAAUUGCAAAGAGUUACGCAAACUCUAGGGGGAAAGCAUGCCUCACUGGACGAAUGCCGACAUAUGAUUAGUUGCGUGGACAAAGACGGCAACCAGAUGGUAGAUUUCAGUGAGUUCCGAUGCUUUAUGUCAGGCGCUUCGGCGCUGCCUUUAAAAUCAAAGCGAAGGAAAUUCGCUGGAUUUUAGGGUUUAUUGAUGCCUUAGCUUAUGUCUCAAACUGCCCAGGUUCUAUCCUCUUUGUAAGGUUUUCCCUGGAAGAAUUGUAAAGCAUGUAUACGAAAUAGGUCAAAUCUAGAUAUGAAGAGCAAGGGGAGGGCCGUCAUUGAGUUGGAGCACGUCACAUUUGGUGAAGAUUCCUGAAGAUUCACAUCACUUCUCUUUCAAUCGGCGAUACUGCAAGGUAGUAUCGAUACGACUGUACAUUCCAAAAUGCCGAAGUAACUUCUUCAAGGCAAUGUAGAAAUAUGAUUCAAAGA